GCGAGUCAAUGAUUUUAAGCCUAUCUCCUGUUGGAACAUCAUAUACAAGUGUAUUUCCAAAUUGAUAGCCCUUAAACUGUGUUCAAAUCAUGAGAGAGACAGUAACUUGUAUAUUUUACACAAACCUUAAUAAGCCUAUGUAGGCUUAUAUAAAGAAUACAUGUCUAACUUAAUAACACAAGGGCCUACCAACUAUAUGUAAUUACAUAAUGACCCAACAUAUAUAUAUAUAUAUAUAUAAAACAUUUCUAACACUCCCCCUCAAGCUGGAGAAUAUAUAUCAAAUAAUCUCAGCUUAGAACAGAUAGUUCUUAACCUGUUAUGACCCAAUGCUUUGGUAAACAUAUCAGCUAAUUGAUCUUUAGACUUCACGAAUGGAGUAGAGAUGCUCCCACGUAAUAUUUUUUCUCGAAUGAAGUGACAAUUAACUUCAAUAUGUUUGGUCCUCUCAUGAAACACAGGAUUUGAUGCAAUGUGAACUGCUGCUUGAUUAUCACAGAACAAUGGAGUAGGAGCUUCAACUGUCAACCCAAGUUCUUUUAGAAAAUGUUGUAUCCAUGUCAACUCACUAGUGGUAUGGGCCAUUGCCCUAUACUUAGCUUCAGCACUAGAUCGAGUUACCACCGUUUGCUUUUUACUUCGCUAUGUAACAAGAUUUCGUAGUAGAUCUCCUAUCUGAAGGAGAACCAGUCCAGUCGGCAUCUGUAAAACCUUUCACCCUGAGAUGACCAUUUGAUUUAUAUAGUAACCCAAAACUUGGAGCUUGCUUGAGAUAUCGGAUAAUCCAAAGAACAACAAUCCAAUGCGGCAUUCUAGGGGCUCCCAUGAACUGACUUACAACACUAACUGCAUAUGAAAUAUCAGGUCGAGUGAUAGUGAGAUAAAUUAAUUUCCCAACAAGGUGACGAAAUUUGCCCGGGUCAUUAAAUAGGUCACCCUUAUUAGACACAAGUUUUAUAUUUGAAUCCAUUGGAGCAUCAACCGGACGACCACCCAACAUACCUGUUUCUUCUAAUAAGUCCAACACAUAUUUUCGUUGGGAUAAACUUAUACCUUUCUUGGAUCUAGCAACUUCAAUACCCAAGAAAUACCUAAGUUUACCCAAGUCUUUAGUGUGGAAUCAAUAUUGCAGAAACAACUUCAACUUGGCAAUGCCUUCAGAAUCAUCACCUGUGAUCACAAUAUCAUCUACAUAUACCACAAGAUAUAUGAAGCCAGCUUUAGUGCGCUGGUGAAAUACCGAAUGGUCGGUCUGACAUCUGUUAAGACCAAAUUUUAACGCCGCCUCAGAGAAUUUUCCAAACCAAGCCCGUGGAGAUUGUUUCAAUCCAUACAGGGCCUUUUUAAGGCGACAAACAGUGUGAAGAUACUCCCCCUGAGCAACAAACCCAGGUGGUUGCUCCAUAUAAACCUCUUCUGCUAAGUCACUAUGCAAAAAGGCAUUUUUAAUAUCUAACUGAAAUAGAGACCAAUGUCUAUUAGCAACAAGAGAAAUCAAAACACGAAUAGAAGAAAUCUUAGCAACGGGGGCAAACGUCUUAUCAUAGUCAAUACCAUAAGUCUGAGUAUAACCUUUGGCAACAAGAAGUGCUUUUAAACGCUCAACAGACCCAUCUGGAAGAUACUUCACAGUAUAUACCCAGCGACAACCAACAGGUUUGGCACCUGGAGGUAAUGGAACAAGAUUCCACGUGCCAUUUUGAUGCAAAGCAUCCAUUUCAUCUUGCAUGGCUUUCCUCCAGCCUGAAUCAGACAAAGCAUCCUGCACAGUCUUAGGAACAAAUGUAGUAGACAGCUAAGAGGGAAAACAUGAGAAGGAUGGUGAUAAGGAAUUAUUAGAGACAUAAUGAUCAAUAGGAUAAUUAGUGACACACGAGCUGGUACCUUUACGAAGUGCAAUAGGCAAGGAAUCAGACAUAGUAGAUGGUGUUGGAUCCAAAGACUUUGAAGAUGAUGGAGGAGGCACGACAACAGAUGGCUUUGGUCUUCGAGUGUACACCUGUAACGGGCAAGCGAAGGAGAUCUAGGUUGAAGAGAAAGUAAGGGAAGAGGAACCGCAGGAAGAGGCGACUCAGGAGUGAUAUCAAGAAGUGAAUCAUUAUUUGAAAAAUAUGGGAUGGACUCACAAAAGGUUACAUCCGCGAUAAUAAAGUACCGUUGAGAAAUAGGACUAUAGCAGCGAUAACCUUUAUGAGAACAAGAGUAUCCAAGAAAUACACACUUUGUAGCACGUGGGUCUAGUUUAUCAAAACCAGGACCAAGAUUGUGGACAUAACAUUAACAUCCAAAAACUUUAGGAGGAAGAGAAAACAAGGGAGAAUCAGGAAAUAAAAUAGAAUAUGGAGAUUUGCCAUCUAAUACAAAUAACGGUAUACGGUUAAAUAAGAUGACAGGCAGUAAGAACAGCAUCACCCCAAAACCGUUUAGGCAUACGCAUAUGAAACAACAGAGCACGGGUUACUUCUAAGAGGUGUCUAUUCUUACGUUCUGCAACUCCAUUUUGUUGAGGAGUAUAAACACAUGAAUUUUGAUGAAUAAUUCCUUUAUCACUAAGAUAUGUAUCAAAGGGGGUUGAAGAAUAUUCCUUAACAUUAUCAGAACGUAGAAUACGAAUUAGGCAUCCAAACUGAAUUUUGAUUUCCUUUCGAAAUUUUUGAAAAAUUAAAAAUAACUCUGAACGAUCUUUCAUUAGAAACAACCAAGUCAGGCAAGAAUAAUCAUCCACAAAUGUCACAAAAUAAUGAAAUUUCUUGAUUUAAGAAUGCUUUAUUGGACCCCAUACAUCUGAAUGAACCAAAUGAAAAGGACUAGAGACACGAUUAUUAACCCUAGACUUGAAAGACACGCGAUGGUGCUUACUAAGUUGACAAACUUCACAUGACAAUAAUUUCAAAUGACUAAGACUAGGAACUUGAUGCUGCAAAACUUGAAGUGACGGGUGACCAAGACGACAGUGCCACUGGAAUGGAGACAGAGAAGACUGAAGAGCCACAGGAUAAGGUUCCAAAUCAAAGAAAUAUAAGCCACCAGCUUCAUACCCCAUACCAAUCUUCUUCUUCGUCUUGAGAUCCUGAAACACACAAGAAGUAGGAUAAAAUGUAACAGAGCACUGAAGAGAUUUAGUAAGCUUACUGAUAGAUAUUAAAUUAAAGGGAAACUGAGGAACAUAUAAAACAGACAAGAGAGACAAGGAAUCACUAAGUUGAGUUGUCCCCAAACCUGAAACCUUAGUGGAUGAACCAUUAGCAAGAGUAACACUUUGAGAAGGAGGUACAUAAUUAAAAUCAUACAGGAGAGAAGAACAUCCAGUCAUAUGAUUGGAUGCUUCAGUGUCUAUGAUCCAAGGACUGCUAGUGGAAGACAAUAGACAGGUGCGUGCAGUACCUGACUGGGCAAAGGUAGCCGUUGAAGAUGAAUUAGAUGCUUGCUUUUAAGACAAAAACUUAGUAUACUCAUCAUGUGGAACAGGGACCGUAUCUGAUUCAGCUACGUUUGGAGAUCCAGAAGCAACAUCAUUCGGAGAGGAGGAAACUUGAUUUGCAUAACUAGAUGGUUUGCCAUGAAGGUCCCAACAAAAAUUCACAGUAUGAUUAGAAAGGCCACAGUGAGUACAUUUUCGUGAUUCCCUGCCACGGCCACGUCCUCCCCGUGAAUCACGACCAUCAUGUGUGGAGUGUCCCCCACGACCUCCACGGUAAGCAUUAUGGUCACCUUUUGAAAUUACCAAUGUUGAACGCUCACCACUCUGCCCAGUAUUCAAAUUUGAGGUGUCAUUUGCAAGUGUAGCGCGCUGAAGUCGAGAAAACACAUCAGCAAGAAAUGGACGUGUGGGAUUGCCCAAAAUCUGUGAUCGAAAAGACUCAUAUGCUGAUGACAAACCAAUAAGAAAACGGACAACAUUAAAGUCCUCACGUUGUUGUUGCAUACUUCGAACAUCAGCAGUAAUGGGCUGAUACAUAUUCAACUCCUCACAGACUCCCAUAACUUUAGAAUAAUACUCUUCUAUAUUGUGAUCACUUUGUUCAAGAUUGAAGUAUUGCUUACAGAGCUCAUAAACACGAGUGAUAUUACCUGUCUCAGAAUACAAUUGCUACAAUCUGUCCCAUAUCUCCUUGGCAGUAUGCAAAUAAAGUAAAGUGGAACUGAUUUGGGGUUCAAUACUGUUUAUCAUCACAGAGAUGAUCUGAGUAUCUUCCUUUUCCCAUGCAUUAAAAGAAGCAUCAGUUUCCUUGAGUUUAUCUGUAGUCAGAUGAUUACCAAGACCUCUACCUUUGAGAAAAUUUUUAACAGAUUUAGCCCACAGUAUAUAAUUCUUCCCAUUGAGUUUAACUGAAGUCAUGGGAGAAUGAAGACCGGAUGUGGGAGAAAUCAAUUCGGAACUGGACGUCAUGUUGAACCCAGCAAAACAGAGAAGAAAAAGAAGCAGAAAUUGUAUUUUGGCUGGAUCUAGCGAACGGGCAGGAUCUGGGCAAACGGGCCGGGUCUGAGCGAACGGGCCGGAUCUGGGCAAACGGGCCGGAUCUAAUUCGGGCUGGAUCUGAAAACGAGUUGGUGAAGAAACCGGGUUCCAGUAGACCUGGUUUGGGCUACCUUACUCUUGCAGCCAAACAAGUUUGUUCUUCUUUACAAACCCACAGAUGCUGACAAGAAUGCAGCGGCAAUAACAGCGACGAAGACAACUCGCAGACGCUGACAAGCACGCGGCGACAGUGACGGUGACCUAAUCAACACGCAGCGACCUAAUCACGAGCAGAGAUGGUUCGCGAUGAUGGAACCUCUGCAACUUGUGUUAGCCAAGGCAGCCACCGGAAAUUGAUAAACCAAACAGAGAGCUUCAGAUCUGAGAACAGCGGACGAGAAGCUUUGAACUGAACGAUGGACAAGGGGCUCUAAACAUCAGCGACCAACCAAACCUCGACCAACCUCCGGCACAGAACAGGAUUCCACGACUCCACUAAUUCCACCUCGAUCGCAAUUCCAAUUUGUACCACAAACAAAAUUUCAGUUUCUAACACCCACGAUUUUGCACAGCUCUGAUACCAUGUCCAAAUCAUGAGAGAGAGAGGGAGAGAGAGAGAGAGAGUAACUUGUAUAUUUUACACAAACCCUAAUAAUCCUAUGUAGGCUUAUAUAAAGAAUACAAGUCUAACUUAAUAACACAAGUCUAACUUAAUAACACAAGGGCCCUACCAACUAUAUGUAAUUACAUAAUGACCCAACAUAUAUAUAUAUAUAUAUAUAUAUAUAUAUAAAACAUUUCUAACAAACUGCAACCAGUUCUACCUUUUAUCAUUAGUCCAAACCAAAAUGCCUUUGUUAGGGGUCGGAGCAUCCAUGAGAACACCUUCCUUGCACAUGAGCUUCUGAAUGGAUACCAUAGGCAUUCUCCCUAACCUAGUUGUGCAUUUAAAAUUGAUUUGAGGGAAGCAUUUGACACCAUUCACUUGCACUUCAUCAUUGAUGCACUGUUUCUCUUUAAGUUCCCAUCUUGUUCAUCCAUUGGAUUAAGCCUUGUAUUACCACUGCUUCCUAUUCCAUGUCUUUAAAUGGUGAAUCGUUUGGUUUCUUUAAGGGUAGGAGAGGAAUUAGGCAAGGUGAUCCCAUCUCUUCCCUCCUUUUUGUCAUUGCUAUGUAGGUGCUAUCCUCCAUUAUUACCAAUCACAUUUCCAACUCCCCAUCCUUCAAAUUCCACUGGAGUUGUAACAAGCUGUCCUUAACUCACCUGGUAUUGCUGACGACAUCUUGCUGUUCUCAUUGGCAACCCCCAAUCAGUUCAAGUCCUUUACAAUGCUCUGUGUGUUUUCUAGGCUUUGCAUUAAUCAUACCAAGGGUUCUUCUUUCCUCUAUGGGGUUCAUCCUGAUGACCAAACUGCUAUACACACCGUCCCAGUUAUGUACUUGGCCUUACCCUUGACAUCUUCAAGCUCUCUCAGCCAGGGACUGCAAGACCAUGGUAGACGGAAUUACCAAUAGGGUUGGGAGUUGGACAGCUAGGUACCUCUCCUAUGCAGGUAGAUCAGUCCUGAUUAAGGCCAUUUCAAUUGCUAUGCACUCCUAUUGGUCUCAGUCCUUUAUUCUCCCCAAUAAGGUCAUUGAUCAGGUUAAUCAAAAAUUGAGAGCUUUCCUUUGGACUGGUCAUGAUAUGAAGAAGACUGGGGCUAAGGUUGCUUGGUAAAGUGUCUGCAUGCCUAAAGUUUAUGGUGGCUUUGGUUUUCCAGGCCUUGACCUUGCAAACAGGGUUGCUAACCUAAAGCACAGUUGGAAUUUAUUCUUCUGCAAGCACAGCAGGUUGUGGUCCUCUUGGGUUCAAAUAUCUUAUCAAAACCAAGAGCUUCUGGAGUAUUAAGCCCUCUUCUCUCAGUUAUGGUUUUUGGAGGAGGCUGCUGAAGAUCAGAGAUAUGGCUAGACGUUUGAUAAGGCACAGGGUUGGUUGUGGUACUGAAACCAUGUCAUGUUUGGACUAUUGGACGCCAAAUGGUCCCAUUAUCAACCAGCUAAACUCUGAAGAGGUGGCUAUGAUCCAUGAACUUCACUCCACUGUGGAUACCAUUAUCUCCUAUAAUCAAUGGCACAUUUCACUUAACACAACAUCCCAUACCUCCAUACACCUUUAUUCACCAACCAGCUUCUCUCCAUGACCCCACCUAAUUCAGAUAGAGACUCCAUUCAAUGGAUUGCUUCUCCCACAUAUUCCUUUUCUUUCUCCCUAACCCUCUCUUACUUCUCACCUCCUGCACCUUUAGUGCUUGGUCACACAUUAUAUGGUUUAAGUAUCAUGUACCCAAGUGGAGCUUCAUCACAUGGCUUGCUCUAAAGGGAAGAUUGAGAACACUAGGCAACCCUGCUAUGGCUAACCUUCAUUGGCCAAAUGCCUAUCAUUUUUGUUUGUCAAAGCUGAGUCCAUGGACCAUCUAUUUUCUCAGUGCAGUUUCACCUCCAUCAUUUGGUUGUUUUUUGCUUACGACGCUGGCUUCUCCCCUCCAGCCACUAGCUGGUUCAACCUUUUCAAUUGGUGCUCCAGCAACUGGUCUGGUAAUGCAAGUUCAUCCCUUCUUCGUAAGCUGAUCUUCACUGCAACUAUGUACUUCAUCUGGAUUGAAAGGAAUGACAGGGCUUACAGAGGCAAGGCUUCUUCUCCUCAGUCCAUUAUCUGUCUGAUUGGGAAGGCAAUCAGUAGUAAACUUGCAUGUCUCAAACUCUUGAAUGCUGCCAUUCUUAGGUAGACUGCCACCCAGGAUGACCUGCUCUCCCAUCUAAGCAGUGAGAAAGCCUGGUUGGUGGAAAAUAGAUGGUUAAUGGACUCUUGAUUUUGAUGUUGAUGGUGCUCCUUAUGACCUCUGUAAUGAGAUCUCACGUCUUCUUCCCUUUUGAAGGUUCUCUUUUUGUCUAGUUGCUGCUGCAACUUGCUCCCUAUAGGCCCUGGUUGCUCCUUUGAGUUCAUGUACAGUUCUUUCUUUUUGUUUGUAAUACUUACCCAAUUUACCCGAUUAAUAAUAAUAAUAAUUAGUAUAAGGAAAGAAUAAUGAAUUUUAAGCUGUGGUCCAUGGGUCCCCCCUUCAAUCCAUCCAGUGGUGGAAGACCUUCCCAUUUGGUUCAAAGUUUUCGGCUCUUUUGUCAAGAUUCACGAGGAAAUUGACAAUUGAAUUAUUCAGCUGUGGGUACCCAUUUGGAAAAAAGAAAGAAUACUGAAUUUUCAGCCGUGGGUCCUCCUUCAAUCCAUCCAGUGGUGGAGGAACCUUCGGCUCCCCAUUUUGUCAAGGAAAUGAAUGGAUGUCCUUUGAAAACAGAUCAGAAGACAUCACACCUUCCAUCUUGACCAACAAGCACUCAAAGGAGUUAUUGGACUUGCCAUGGUUCAAGCUAGCUUAAUAACUCUUCUUCUAAUGUAUGUUCUCAUAUUUUAUUGUUCUUGUACUAUAGAAUUUUGCACUGCCAUAGACACAGUUACAUCAACUCAACCCAUCAAUGACCCUGAAGCUAUAGUCACCAAUGGUGCCACCUUUAAGCUGGGAUUUUUUAGUCCUGUUAAUUCUACUAAUCGGUAUGUUGGUAUCUGGUACAACGACAUCUCUGCCAAGGCUGUGGUAUGGGUUGCCAAUAGAGAUAAACCUCUGAAUGACUCUUCUGGGAGUCUGACAAUAUCCAAGGAUGGCAAUCUUCUAGUCUUGGAUGGACAGAAACAGAUUGUUUGGUCAUCAGCUGUUCCAAAUGAUUCGGUGAAUUCAAGUGCCCAGAUUUCAGAUUCUGGGGAACCUUAUAUUGUGAGAUGACUCCAAUGGAAACAUAAUAUGGGAGAGUUUUGAACACCCUUCUGAUUCUUUCUUGAAGGAAAUGAAAGUUAGUGCCAACAAGUUUACAGAUAAGAAGACUCAGCUGACCUCAUGGAAAAGCCCUUCAGAUCCAUCCAGUGGAAGGUUCACUUUUGGCUUAAAUACUCUGAAUAUUCCAGAACAAUAUAUAUGGAAUGGUAGUCAUCCAUAUUGGCGGAGCGGACCAUGGAAUGGGCAGACUUUUAUUGGCGUACCUGAAAUGGUUUCUGUGUACUAUAGCAGAUUUGAAGUUGUAGAUGAGAAAGAACAAACCGUAUCAUUAAGCUAUACUUAUGCGAAUGAGCAUUCUUUGUUUUACUUUGCCUUGAGUUCUGAUGGAACUCUAAGGGAGAAGUACCUGGAAAAAGGAAAGGAUACUUGGGGAAUUGGGGGGUGGGUUCCAGCUAGUGAAUGUGAAGUUUACGGCAAGUGUGGUCCAUUUGGGAGCUGCAAUGUGCAGUGUUCACCAAUUUGCACAUGUUUACAAGGGUUUGAUCCAAAGGGUAUGGAGGAAUGGAGUAGAGGAAAUUGGACCAGUGGAUGUGUAAGGAGGAGACAAUUGCAGUGUGAGAGAAACAACACUAGUGGUGGAAAGGGCAAAGAAGAUGGGUUUCUGAAGCUAAAGACGGUGAAAGUGCCGGUCUUUGCUGAGUGGCUAUUUGCUUCAGAAGACAACUGCAAAAGCCAGUGCUUCAAUAAUUGUUCUUGUAUAGCUUAUGCAUAUUAUAGUGGCAUUGGUUGUAUGCAGUGGAGUGCAGACUUAAUUGACAUACAGGAAUUUUCCUAUGGUGGGGCAGAUCUUUACAUUCGCGUGGCAUAUUCAGAGCUUGAAAAAAAAAAAAGAGAAGCAUAAAACUAGUUAUCGCAGUUGCAGUGGUGCUUAUAGUGUCAUUAACAGUUGCAAUCUGUAUCUAUCUUUCAUGGAGGUGGAUGACUAGACGACAAGGAAGGAAGAAAUUGAUUCAGAAAAAAAGUGAGAAGUUGCUACAUAAAAGAGGGGAAGUGAAUCCUGAUCGUUCGAAUCAAAGCAUGCUUGGAGAUAACCUGAACCAAAUUAAAUUUGAAGAGCUACCUCUAUUCAGUUUUGAGGAACUGGCAAUUGCAACAGACAAAUUUCAUUUGGCCAAUAAGCUCGGGCAAGGUGGUUUCAGUCCAGUGUACAAGGGAAAAUUGCCAAGUGGACAAGAUAUAGCUGUCAAGCGGCUUUUGAGAUCCUCUAGACAAGGGUUGGAGGAGUUUAUGAAUGAGGUUGUGGUAAUUUCCCAACUCCAGCAUCGCAAUCUUGUUAAACUCCUUGGCUGCUGCAUGGAAGGAGAAGAAAAGUUGUUGAUCUAUGAAUACAUGCCAAAUAAAAGCUUGGAUGCAUUUCUUUUUGAUCCAAUCAAGCAAAAACUCCUUGAUUGGAGAAAACGUGCCAAGAUUAUUGAAGGGAUUGGUCGAGGCCUUCUUUACCUUCACAGGGAUUCCAGAUUAAAGAUUAUUCAUAGAGAUUUAAAGACAAGUAAUGUUCUAUUAGAUGAAGAUCUAAAUCCAAAAAUUUCAAAUUUCGGCAUGGCAAAGAUUUUUGGAAGCAAUCAAGAUCAAGCCGACACUAGAAGGGUUGUUGGAACAUAUGGCUAUAUGUCCCUGAAUAUGCAAUGGAUGGGCGAUUUUCGGAAAGAUCUGAUGUCUUUAGCUUUGAAGUUUUGUUGUUAGAGAUUUUAAGUGGGUGAAAGAACAUGAGCUUUUAUCACGAUGAGCACUCUUUAAGCCUUCUAGGAUUUGCAUGGAAGUUGUGGAAUGAAGAUAGGAUUGUAAUGCUAAUAGAUCCAGCCUUUACUGAAAGAGAGAUUCUCCCAAAUAAAAGCUCUUCUCAACAGAGCCAUAAGAGUUGUUCUGCGAACAAUGUCACUGUUACAGUCAUUGAAGGCUGUUAGCAUGUAUGUAUUCUUUUGCUUGUUUCGUUCCUAAUGUACACUGCAAUUGAAUGUACAAAGUAAGUUUUGUUGUUGUCAUUGUUUCA
Cornus florida is the source of this 10311-nucleotide messenger RNA. RefSeq names its product G-type lectin S-receptor-like serine/threonine-protein kinase At1g11330. Gene Ontology annotation, biological process: protein phosphorylation. The coding region runs from base 9240 to 10004 and encodes 254 amino acids. Gene Ontology annotation, molecular function: ATP binding; protein kinase activity. The record is from RefSeq and is a predicted model, not a curated record. NCBI's taxonomy places the organism in Eukaryota, Viridiplantae, Streptophyta, Magnoliopsida, Cornales, Cornaceae. The transcript is spliced from 7 exons.